Molecule: messenger RNA, 2366 nt
Organism: Strigops habroptila (Kakapo)
Lineage: Eukaryota; Metazoa; Chordata; Aves; Psittaciformes; Psittacidae
Gene: MDH1B
Product: malate dehydrogenase 1B
Exons: 9
Coding region: 290-1630 (446 amino acids)
Biological process (GO): oxaloacetate metabolic process; malate metabolic process; tricarboxylic acid cycle
Molecular function (GO): L-malate dehydrogenase (NAD+) activity
Source: RefSeq, a predicted model, not a curated record
GGAGCCGAAACCUGACGCCCGCGUCCUCCCUCCCGAGAGCCGCGGCCUUGCCGCGCCCGCCCUCCGCCUUGUCCCCUCCGUGAGGCGGCUGCCGCUCGCCUGCGGGGUCCCCCCCCCCCCGCACCCCCCAGCCGCUCAAACGGUGGCCGAAGAGGCUGUUUCACCUCAGAAAUUGCCCUUUCUUUGCUGGCUCCUUGCCUGUUGCUUUCUUGAGGCUCACAGGAUGCGGGUUAUAUAAAACUAUUAAUCGAUACAAUUUAAAAGCGUUUGGCCUGUUAAGCCCUUAUCAAUGUCACAACAUCUUGCAUUUGUGGUGGUGUCGCUGUGUUCACAGCAGUGGCUUCAUGACAUUUGUGAAGAGAAUGGAUGGGAACACAGAUGUUCUCCUAUCAUUUGGAGAGAACUGUUGGACCGCGGAGGGAAGGGUCUGCUUCUGGGAGGACUUAAUGAUUUUCUGGAACACGCUCAGCACUAUUACGGCAUCACCUCAAGGAUGUUGAGUGAGGAAAUGUUAAGCAUUGCUGAGGAGAACCUCCGGGAGUAUAUUGAAAUUGAAAAAGAGGAGGAAGAGAUUAAAAGUCUUAUCAAGCCUUUACAGAUCUGGAUCACCAGUGCAUCCUCUCCAAUCUGUUAUCGCCUGAUCCCUCUGUUGGCAAAUGGAGAAGUGUUUGGGAUGACCACAGAAAUCAGUAUCCAUUUGCUUGACACUGACCAGUCUAAGGAAGUUCUUUGUGGUAUUGUAAUGGAAGCUGAAGACAUGGCGCUCCCGCUCCUCCGCAGUAUUUCAGAGCACACUGAAAUAGAUGAGGCUUUUAUCCAAGCAGAUGUUGUCAUUGUUCUUGAUGAUGUCCUCUUAAACUGUGAAGUCCAGUCCCUUGAGAACUACAUCAGAGAAAUGAGUGAGAUCUGUCAAGUGUAUGCUCCCUUGAUUGAGAAGAAUGCCAAGAGUGAGGUCAGAGUAAUUUCAUCAGGAAAAACCUUUGUAAACCUUAAGGCGGUGAUGAUUAUGAUGUACGGCCCAUCCAUUAAGCCUAAAAAUGUCAUUGCCAUUGCGACAACCUGGGAAAGUGCAACUAAAGCCACACUGGCCAGGAAGCUGAACACGAAUGUAGCAGGAGUUAAGAAUGUGAUUGUUUGGGGCAAUAUUACUGGCUCUAACUACAUUGAUUUGUCACAUGCAAAACUUUAUGGAUAUGACUGUGCUAUUUGGGGCCCAGCUGAUUUUUCACGUCCUUUGUUGAAUAUGAUUUAUGAUAGCGAAUGGAUCCAUUCAGAAUUGCAAUCUGCACAGAGUUCACUGAGUUCCCGGCUCUGUCACUACGUAGGAAUGUUACCUGCUCACGCGGUGGCCACUGUACUAAGAUACUGGUAUCAUGGCUCUCCUCCUGGGGAAAUCAUUUCUGUGGGAGUACGUACUGAAGGUCAGUUUUGUGUUCCUGAAGGUAUUGUCUUCUCUAUGCCGGUGAGGUUCCAGAAUGGUAACUGGGAAGUCGUGACAGAAUUAGCAAUCAAUGAAAAGACCCAAGGAGUUCUGGGGCGCUUAGCCCAUGAGCUGAUUCAGGAAAAGCUUGUUGCACUAAAGGAAAUACAAGAAAUGCAACCGUACGGAGGGGAUAAAAUCCCUAGUUAAAAAUAUUUGUGUCAAGAGAUGGAAACCUUGCCUGCUGGCUCAUCUUAGCCAGAGCUGUCUGGAGGAGAAGUGCUGAAAGUCCCGUGCUAAAAUGAUGUUUCCAUCACUCAAAAGAGCAAACUACAAAGAAUGGCUAAACAUUGUCACAGUUUUUACAGUGUCUUCCUUGUUGAAAACCUGGAAAUCUGUAGGAAGAAAAAUGUUUCAAAAACAGUGUGAAUAUAACAUUCUUUAUCUGGAGACUUGAAUGAGCCUAGGAUUUCUACUUCUUCAGACCAGUAAAUCAUUCUGAAAACAUCGUUUAAUGCCUAAAAUGUUCAUAUUUUGACAAUUCAGAGCAAGAUUGUCACACAUAAGAGUAGCAGUUUUAUAACUCCAGAUUCUUGUCUCAGAUGUAAUGAAACACAGUCCUGUGUAAGAAUACAUAUUCUCAGGCAAAAUUGAUAUUUAACACAAAAAUUUAAGUGCAUACAACUCCUUAGUGACAAGAUCAGUUUUGUCUCUAUGUUUCUUAUUUAUUUAAUGAGUUUCAUUAAAUGAAUGACUCCUCAUAUGUUUUAAGUCAAACAUGGAAUCAGUUAAGUCCUUAUCUAAACAGAAUUACUGAUGAAGCACGUCCAUUUGCAUGUCUUUGGUGUCUUAAAGGAUGGAGACUGUUAAAUAAAAUAUUAUUGUACUUGCUAAUUUUUUAUCAGUUGUGAGUGUUUAAAGCAAAAUAAAAGGUUUCCUCUUCUUU